Messenger RNA from Temnothorax curvispinosus, 595 nucleotides. RefSeq lists its product as uncharacterized. The coding region runs from base 79 to 588 and encodes 169 amino acids. Lineage: Eukaryota; Metazoa; Arthropoda; Insecta; Hymenoptera; Formicidae. The transcript is spliced from 4 exons. The record is from RefSeq and is a predicted model, not a curated record.
UGUCCUUAUCAAAGCAAACGGAGAGCUCGUUUAAUAAGAGCUGUUUUAACGGUCACCUUGCUAAUAAGUAUAGUUUGGAUGAUUAAUAGCAUAUUUAUUACAUCUGACAUCACUAUGGAUUAUAUAGUGGAUUGGAUACCGAUGUUUCUAAUUGUAUUGGGUGGUCUGAGCAACUUGUAUACGCGUGUCAUACACGUGGACAAAUUUAGAGUAUUAUUCGAGCGUAUGUCGAAAGACUGGGCGUUGCAAAAGACACACGAUGAGACUAGGAUUAUGCACGAGCAUGCCGAGGCCUCAAGAUUAUUCACACUCCGUUACUUAAGCCUGACGUAUAUAGCCAUAGGGAUAUACAGCAUGUGGAUGUUGACACCGGAAGUCCUCGACAUUAUGUCGCCUAUGAACGAAUCUCGCCCGCGGAGGCAACCUAUUGAUAUUCAAUUUGUUGUCAAUGAGGAGAGAUAUUUUUACGUCGUUCGGUACCAAACGUGUCUUGUAUUUGUCAUCCUGCCUUUAAUUUAUGUCGGCUGUUCCACUCUAUUUGUGACUCUCACGCAACACGUUUGCGGAAUGUGCAAGUUGAUGGGGUAAGAAAUUU